GUGCAGCUCAGGAGGGAGGAGCCCCUGCCGCCGGGCCCCAGCCGGGACAUCCCCACCUUCUACUUCCCCAGAGGCCGCCCGCAGGACACCGUCAACGUGGACGCCGUCAUCGCCCACAUCGAGAGGACCUUCGCCGACUUCCCGCAGGAGAGGGCCACCAUGGACGACAUGGGCCGCGUGGCCAAGGCCUGCGGCUGCCCGCUCUACUGGAAGGGGCCGCUCUUCUACGGCGCCGGGGGAGAGCGCACGAGCUCCGUCUCCGUGCACAAGUUCAUCGCCAUGUGGAGAAAGACAGCCCCUGUCUCUCCGCGCGGGGUCCUGCUGAGCUGCCACGACGAUGCCGCCAAGUUUGCGUACCUGCUCAUGAACCCUGGCUGCAACUACCUGGUCCAGGAGGAUUUUGUCCCCUUCCUUCAGACCUUGGUGUCUGCACCGCACGCGGGACCGCACAUCCCAACGCUGGACAGCGGCCGCCUGGACGUCCUCCUGCCCAUGCGGGGUCUGUGCUUUGGGCCCGACGUGGUGAACUCCCAUCCCGGCUUGUCCUUCCUGAAGGAGGCAUCCGAGUUCCACUCGCGCUACAUCACCACCGUGAUCCAGUGGAUCUUCUAUACCGUGAACAGGUCCUGGACGGGCAGGAUCACCUGCGCAGAGCUGCGCAGGAGCACCUUCCUGCAGAACGUGGCGCUGCUGGAGGAGGAGCCGGACAUCAACCAGCUGACGAAGUUCUUCUCCUACGAGCACUUCUACGUCAUCUACUGCAAGUUCUGGGAGCUGGACACGGACCACGACCUGCUCAUCGACGCCGACGACCUGGCCCGGCACAACGACCACACCAUCUCCACCAGGAUGAUCGAGAGGAUCUUCUCGGGGGCCGUGACGCGGUACGUCUCCCCGCGGAUCCCCAUGCUGCGGCAGCACGAGGCCUGGACCCUGAUGCCCCCCACAGGCCGUCCCGGACCCCCUGCGGACACAGGGCCCUCCGGGGGCCGGGCUUCUCGGGGCAGCCUCCUUCCGGGCAGGGGCAAGAAGGUGCAGAAGGAAGGGAAGAUCAGCUAUGCCGACUUUAUGUGGUUCCUGAUCUCCGAGGAGGACAAGAAGACCCCCACCAGGAGUCUGUCCAUGGAGGGCCCGUCCAAAGGAGGUCGGUCUGUGGAGGGCCCGUCCGUGGGGGCGCUGUCCACGGAGGGUGGGGGCGCAUGUCGCAGCAUCGAGUACUGGUUCUGCUGCAUGGACUUGGACGAGGACGGUGCCCUGACCAUGUUCGAGCUGGAGCACUUCUAUGAGAAGCAGUGCCGCCGGCUGGACAGCAUGGCCAUCAAGGCCCUGCCCUUUGAGGACUGCCUCUGCCAGAUGCUGGACCUGGUGAAGCCGCAGACCGAAGUUAGCCCCACCGCCCCAUGGUGGAAGAUCACCCUGCGCAACCUGAAGAGGUGCAAGCUCGCCUGCGUCUUCUUUGAAACCUUCAAAAACUUCAACAUCGAGAAGUACCUGGACCACGAGCAGAAAGAAGAUCUCGCUGCUCCGGGUGACAGCGACAGCGAAGGCCCCGAGCUCUCGGACUGGGAGAAGUACGCUGCCGAGGAGUAUGACAUCCUGGUGGCCGAGGAGGCUGCAGGGGAGACCUGGGAUGACGGGUAUGAGGCGGAGCUGAGCCCUGUGGAGCAGAAGCUGAGCUCGCUGCGUCCAGCCCUGGCCCAGAGACCCUUCUUUGAGUCCCUGAGCCCACUGGGGGAUGUCGAGCUGUACGAGUACGAGAGCGAGGACGAGGAGGAACAGGAAGAGGAGGACCUGCAGCUGUCCUGA
Messenger RNA from Sorex fumeus (smoky shrew), 1806 nucleotides. RefSeq names its product serine/threonine-protein phosphatase 2A regulatory subunit B'' subunit beta-like. The annotation marks the transcript as partial. Gene Ontology annotation, molecular function: protein phosphatase regulator activity. Gene Ontology annotation, biological process: protein dephosphorylation. The transcript is spliced from 15 exons. Lineage: Eukaryota; Metazoa; Chordata; Mammalia; Eulipotyphla; Soricidae. The record is from RefSeq and is a predicted model, not a curated record. Gene Ontology annotation, cellular component: protein phosphatase type 2A complex.